CAUUUUCUGCCUAGCUGUUGCAGAACUCGAACUGCUAUUUUGCGGGAAAUUGAAGCCAUUCCUGCCAUGCUCGCACCGCAAAUUACUCUCUUUCAACCGCCUUCCCUGUUCACCAUUCGAAGGUCUCAAUUACCGGAGCCGAGAAAGAACUCGAAAACAUGGAAGAGUAACUGCAAAAGUCCCACAAAUUUUCUUUGCUUUUCUUUGAAAACUUCUUCUUCCAUGACCGAAUUUUCUAAUUCUUGCAAGUUUUUGAGCUCCCAUAAAAACCCAGAUGCCGGUUUUUUAAAUGUUCAACCAAUUGUUGGACAUGUCAAUGCCAAUUUGCUCGCGUUUUGGCUUCAGUCGUGUUGUACAGUAAGAGAAGUUAGAAGGGUACAUGCAGUUGUUUUAAAGUGUCUGGAUAACUCUGUGACAUAUGUCAAUAAUAAUUUGAUUAGUGCUUAUUUGAGAUUCGGGAAGUUAGUGGAGGCUCGCAAGGUGUUUGACAAAAUGCCGGAGCGAAAUGUUGUUUCUUGGACUGCUGUUGUUAAUGGGUAUUCGAGAUAUGGUUUUGAUGAUGAAGCAUUGAGGUUAUUCAAUGAUUGUAUUGAGAAUGGCGUUCGAGCAAAUGGUAAGACUUUUGUUUGUGUUCUGAAUUUGUGUAGUAAGAGAUUGGAUUUUGAGCUUGGAAGGCAAAUUCAUGCUUGUAUUGUGAAAGAUAACUGGAGGAACUUGAUUGUUGAUAGUGCUCUUGUUUACUUCUAUGCACAAUGUGGUGAUCUGUCUGGGGCUUUUCAUGCGUUUGAUCAAAUGCCUGAGCGGGAUGUAGUUUGCUGGACAACCAUGAUUACUGCUUGCUCCCAACAAGGGCGUGGAACAGAGGCUUUGUCUAUGUUCUCACAAAUGAUAUUCAACACAUCUUCUCCUAAUGAGUUUACGGUGUGUAGCGUUUUGAAGGCUUGUGGAGAGGAGAAGGCUUUAGAAUUUGGAAAGCAGUUACAUGGUGCCAUAAUUAAGAAGAUGUUUAAGGAAGAUGUUUUCAUAGGGACUUCCUUAGUGGGCAUGUAUGCAAAGUGUGGGGAAAUAUUAGAUUCAAGAAAAGUGUUUGAUGGAAUGAAGAAGAGAAACACGGUUACGUGGACUUCUAUCAUAGCUGGAUAUGCUCGUAAUGGGCAGGGGGAGGAGGCCAUUAGCCUCUUUCGAGUGAUGAAAAGACGGAAGAUAUUUGCUAACAACUUGACUGUCGUAAGCAUCCUCAGAGCAUGUGGCUCAACUAGGAAUUUACUGAUGGGAAAGGAAGUUCAUGCACAGAUCAUGAAGAAUUCCAUGCAAAGCAACAUCUACAUAGGAAGCACUCUAGUAUGGUUCUACUGCAAAUGUGAAGAGCACCCUUUUGCCUCGAAGGUCCUCCAAAACAUGCCUCUUAGAGACGUGGUCUCAUGGACUGCUAUAAUUUCUGGUUAUACCAGUCUUGGGCAUGAACCUGAGGCUCUUGAAUUCUUGAAAGAAAUGUUGGAGGAAGGUGUGGAGCCAAACCCUUUCACUUAUUCAUCGGCUUUGAAAGCAUGUGCUCACUUAGAAGCUAUUCUGCAAGGGAAAUUGAUUCACUCUUCUGUGAACAAAACACUUGCGCUGUCCAAUGUUUUUGUGGGUAGUGCUUUAAUUAAUAUGUAUGCAAAAUGUGGAUAUGUUUCUGAGGCAAUCCAGGUUUUUGAUAGCAUGCCACAACGGAAUUUGGUUUCUUGGAAGGCAAUGAUUGUGGGUUAUGCGAGGAAUGGGCUCUGCGGAGAAGCUUUGAAGCUCAUGUACCGUAUGCAAGCAGAAGGUAUCGAGGUGGAUGAUUAUAUCCUUACGACAGUCCUUAGUGCAUGUGGAGAUGUUGAGUGGAAUAUGGAGUCUUCAUCUGACCAUUGCCUGCAGUCAAGUUGAUAUUCAUGUUUAACUUUAAAUGGUGACUAGACUUGUAGAUCUGGCAGGACCGCAGCUAAAUCCACCAAAACCUGGAGUCUAGAUCAACUCUAGAUGAAAAACUUCUAAGGCUCAAUCAGUUUUGGAAAUCCAUGGAAGGGGAUCUGCUGAAUGGAUGGACUAUAGAUAGAAAAAGCUGUGAAAAAAACAUGUAAAGCAGAAUCAAUAUAAGAAGGCCCUAGUUAUGACUUAUAAUGAGUGAUUUGUCCUGAUUUCCUCUCCGAUCCCAGAUUGUAUAAGAACUUCUCCAACUGGCCCCUUCUGUUCUAUUUUAAGAAAGGCAUGGAGAGAAGGUUCGGUUCAUCUUAAUGAUCAGGAUGCUCUCGAGAAUCUUUUGAAUUUAUGUGCCUCGGGGAAUAUCCUACGUUACAGAUCACUCAAGGGAAAAAGAGGAUUUGGUAUGAUCUCUUAUCAGUAUUAUCAAUGGAAACGCAGAUUUGUCCGCUUGACCAUGUUUAUAGAAAGAUAUUUCAUGCCUUUGGAAGGAUGCUGUAUGAAACACUGACCAACUUUUCAGCUUUCUGGAUGUUCUGAUUUCAUGCAAAUCAGGUCUGUUUUAGGAAUUUGCUUUAUGUAUUAUUCUUCUUUGCCUUAACGUGGAACAAAAAUUUGUAAACCAAUGACAAUUGAUUUAUCAUCAAUGGCAUGGAAAAUGGAAAAACCUUGAGGAGCUAA
Molecule: messenger RNA, 2625 nt
Organism: Vitis riparia (riverbank grape)
Lineage: Eukaryota; Viridiplantae; Streptophyta; Magnoliopsida; Vitales; Vitaceae
Product: pentatricopeptide repeat-containing protein At4g18520, chloroplastic-like
Exons: 2
Coding region: 67-1911 (614 amino acids)
Biological process (GO): RNA modification
Cellular component (GO): intracellular membrane-bounded organelle
Molecular function (GO): RNA binding; protein binding
Source: RefSeq, a predicted model, not a curated record